AUGGGUCAAGAUGAUAAGAGAUGGGAAGAAGGAUACGAACUUUUAGUCACUCAUGUUUCACUAGGACACAAUGCGGACUUCUUGUUUUCUUUCGGCAACAACUAUUCUGAAAGCGCAAGACACGAGAAGCAACUGAGCAACAACAUCCGUUUGGUCAAGAAAAAAAUUCAAGAUGGACUCAAGUUUUCUAGGAUUAUCCACUACACGAACGAGACUAUUCAGGGAAUGAAAACGAAUUACAACUCGAACAAAACUCAGGAACUUUCUUUGGAUGUUCUCGUCGUUUCGGAUUUUUUAACAUAUCAAGCAUUUUUGGAAAUGUCGAACGGAGACUCCCACAAAGCUGUUCAUGACUUGAAAGUUUAUCUUCAGGCAAUUUUUGAGCAAACCAAAAUCAUUUAUAAUGGAAUAGCUUUUGGAAAUGAAACUCUUCACAUGGUCUUUGCUGGAACUUGGAUUUCAACAUCAGAAAAAGACUGUCCAUUAUGGCUGAGUUGGGCCGAGGAAGAAGAAGAAAAAGUCAUCAAUGAUGAGAUUAUCAGAUUGGAAGAAGAACAUGAUCGAUGGAAUUCCACUAUCGAAGAAGAAGAAAAAGAUUGGUUAAUGAACUCAACAGAAUUAUCUGCAGACAACAACUCGACGGACGACUUGCUUUCGUCAGAAAAGCGGAAGAAAUUGAGAAAGUUUGUAGGCGUUACACUGGAAGAGUUGCAGGAAAACAAUAGUACCGAAAUGGCAUUAAAGAUUGAUUCGAAGAAAGCAGUUGAUAAGUUUACAAUCUGGCUGAAAGAGCAAAAAGGACUACCAAGGCAUGAACAUGCAGUUUUAAUCACAAAAUUCGACCUAAUCAGUAUCAAUGGUCACUCAGCUACUCAAGGAAUGGCAUACGUUGGGAACAUCUGUGAGAAUGGAGAUUCAAGUUCGGUUGUAGAAGAUAUUGGGGCAGGACUAACUUCACUAAUCAUGGCACAUGAGAUCGGACAUUCCCUUGGAGCACUUCACGAUGGUGCAUUUGAGGCAGCCGACUGUGAUUCAAAUGACAAUUAUUUGAUGGCAGUUGCUGUUUCAGGAAGUGCAGAUCGACAAAGUUUCCUAAAUAGUCGGCGAAUGAGUAACUGCAGUGUAAAUUCGAUUAUAGAAAAUCUGAAAGAACCAACUGCCAGUUGUGUAAAGAAAUGGAAAACUAAAGGAGGGAAAGAUCAGAGAGAUUUUAUGAAGAAACCAGGAGAGACUGUGAACUUGGCAAGACAGUGUCAGAUUGCAUUCGGUCCCACCUUCAAGCCUUGUUUGCACAUCGGAUACUUCCAUGGACAAUCAAUCUGUGAAAGGAUCUGGUGCAGCGACGGGGACAGUGAUGAAUGCCAAACACUCAAUUAUUUUCCUGCUUUCGAUGGAACCGAUUGUGGAUAUAAUAUGGCAAGUAAUUUUUGGUGUAUCGAAGGACUUUGUGUUCAAAACACCAAGAAAUGGAUGGAUUGUAAAGAUUUGAAUUCGAAAACUUGCUCGAGAUACUCUACUUCUAAACUGAAACACUAUUGCAAGUCGAAAGAUUUUCGAGAGAUCUGUUGUAGAACGUGUGCUCAAAAAGGAAAAGUAUACUAG
Molecule: messenger RNA, 1602 nt
Organism: Caenorhabditis briggsae
Lineage: Eukaryota; Metazoa; Nematoda; Chromadorea; Rhabditida; Rhabditidae
Gene: Cbr-mig-17
Product: Protein CBR-MIG-17
Exons: 10
Coding region: 1-1602 (533 amino acids)
Biological process (GO): gonad morphogenesis; membrane protein ectodomain proteolysis; regulation of cell migration
Molecular function (GO): metalloendopeptidase activity
Source: RefSeq, a predicted model, not a curated record